AUGGACGGUUUCGAGGAUUCAACGGAGGAUUUUUUGGCCAAUGGAUUUUAUCAGUUUUACACCGAGUUCCACGAGGAUCUGUUUGAUGAGUUCCAACGCGACGGUGAUCUGUUCGAGAACACUGUGGAAGAAAGUAGUUCAGAUUUCAAUGAUUCGAAAUCGGCGAUCGUUCCGGCCAAUAAUAUUGACUUGGAACUGAACGUGGAGAACUUCAUCCUGGAAUACAGUUGCAUUAACUUUAGUGAAAUCUGGGACAAAGACUUCCGGCUUCCGGAGCGAACGUUUCUUUGUGAUGACUCAUGUGAUGCAUUUCUUCGUGAAAACGAAACUAACAACUAUGCUGGCGAACAAAAGGCCCAAGAUAGCCCCCCGGAACAGGAGCCACUGUCGACGAGUUACGUCUGUCCAUUUGAAAGCUGCCGGAAGGUGUACGCCAAACCGGUGCACCUGAAGGCUCACCUGCGCCGGCACGUGGGCGAAAAACCGUAUCAGUGUAAAUGGAGCGGUUGCAAGUGGCGAUUCUCGCGGUCCGACGAGCUGGCACGUCACUUCCGGUCGCAUUCCGGUGUUCGCCCGUACAAGUGCGAUUUCUGUCCGAAGUGUUUCUCACGAUCCGAUCAUUUGGCCAAACAUCGGAAGGUGCACGAGCGAAAGUUUGCUGCCGGCAAAUCCAAAGGAGUGUGGAUCAACUUGCCACGUGGAAGACCCGGUAGAAAACCGAAGAAUGCCGUCAAGGAGUGAUUGUUGUGGGAUUGGUGUUAACAUUCGGACAAUAAAAAGUUAUAUUAGUUUUCAUAUUAACAAAAAGUUUUAUCAUAUAUCAGUAGAAAGAAAAUCGACACAGCCAAACAGUGGCGUUUAAUGUUUACUUAA
Molecule: messenger RNA, 873 nt
Organism: Malaya genurostris
Lineage: Eukaryota; Metazoa; Arthropoda; Insecta; Diptera; Culicidae
Product: specificity protein transcription factor 3-like
Exons: 1
Coding region: 1-741 (246 amino acids)
Biological process (GO): regulation of transcription by RNA polymerase II
Molecular function (GO): DNA-binding transcription factor activity, RNA polymerase II-specific; RNA polymerase II cis-regulatory region sequence-specific DNA binding
Source: RefSeq, a predicted model, not a curated record